AUGACGGCGAUACGUCCGACUGCGGCCAUUCGUGCCGCCCGCGCCAUCAAGAUCACCGCUCCCUCUGCGAGGGCCUUCUCCGUGACGACCCGCCGCGCUGGCGGUGGCUCCGACUUCGAUCCCCCCACCGGCUGGCUUUGGGGCGUCAAGCCCGGCGAGAAGUAUGAGAAGGAAGGUUGGGAAACGCCCUUCUACACCCUCUUCUGCGGAGGCAUCAUCGCCACCGGCGUUGUCCUUGCCUUCAAGCCUGACACUUCACUUGACACCUGGGCCCUUGAGGAGGCCAGGCGGAGAUUAGAAAAGGAGGGUAUCCUGCCGGAUCCCGAGAAGUGA
Colletotrichum graminicola M1.001 is the source of this 333-nucleotide messenger RNA. RefSeq names its product NADH:ubiquinone oxidoreductase 11.6kD subunit. Lineage: Eukaryota; Fungi; Ascomycota; Sordariomycetes; Glomerellales; Glomerellaceae. Bases 1 to 333 code for a protein of 110 amino acids. The transcript is spliced from 2 exons. The record is from RefSeq and is a predicted model, not a curated record.